AUGACCCGUAAUCUUCCCGUGGUUCAAGCCGUUCAAAGACACGAACUCACGCUUCUACGUUUGGAGGAUCUUUUAAGGAACAAUGUUUCCGGGGAUGGACCCGUUUGCACGUUGGCCAGUGAUUUGUGCUCCAGAUUGUUGGAUUUUGCAAUCAGACUAACUUCGGCAAAGAGAAAAAUAUUAGAAGACGUCGAGUUGUAUUACACGGAAGAAAACGGGGCGGUCGUGGAAUUGUCGAAAACGGAACAACGAAUCAGACGGAAAAACACGUACGAAAAAUUAGUUUUAGUGCCUGGAAAAUUGGAUCACGCCAGCGUGGUCGCUUACAACGUGGGUCGAUACACGAAAGAUGAAAAUGAAAAAGAUGUCGGAUUGACGAAUCCGGAUGAUGAAAGUUCGUCGUUGGAAGCCUCGAGUUCGACGUGCGAACUCGAAUUUAAAAAUACGGAAAUGAAAGAUGGACAAACAACGGAAGAUGAUAUGAAGAAGAGUAAUGAAAAUGGUGGAAAUAAAAGACUUUCGAUAUACGAUAAUACUAAUGAUGAUGAUGAUGAUGUUGAUGAUGAAUCCGAAGGAAAAAUGAAUGAUUUAUUCGAAACCGUAAUGUGA
Messenger RNA from Pediculus humanus corporis (human body louse), 609 nucleotides. RefSeq lists its product as uncharacterized. The record is from RefSeq and is a predicted model, not a curated record. NCBI's taxonomy places the organism in Eukaryota, Metazoa, Arthropoda, Insecta, Psocodea, Pediculidae. The transcript has 2 exons. The coding region runs from base 1 to 609 and encodes 202 amino acids.